Aspergillus pseudotamarii is the source of this 681-nucleotide messenger RNA. RefSeq lists its product as uncharacterized. The coding region runs from base 1 to 681 and encodes 226 amino acids. NCBI's taxonomy places the organism in Eukaryota, Fungi, Ascomycota, Eurotiomycetes, Eurotiales, Aspergillaceae. The record is from RefSeq and is a predicted model, not a curated record. The transcript has a single exon.
AUGUUGUCCCUACUUUUCUUUACCACAGCGCUUGCAGCCUCUGCGUUCAACACCUCUUCGGUGUGUGGCGCUGGUUCCUCGAUCGGCACAUACACUAUCCGUGCGAACGACACCAUUUACUCCAUCGCCACCACCCUCAAUCGUGGGGUCUGUCCGCUGGCAAGGUACAAUCACUUAUCUGACCCCGAGCUUCUUUAUCCUGGCGAGGUGCUCUACAUCCCCCCUGAGGCCUGCAAUACCAACGCCAGCGACACCUCCUGUCUCCUGAGUCUCCAGGAUUCGACCACCAACGAUUGCAUCUUUGGCGGUCCCCACACAUACCGCACCUUUGCGGGUGAUACCCUCCGCAAGAUCGCUCUGGGCAAGUUCAACAUCACCCUGGAGGCUUUGGAAAGCUCUGUCGGUCGCAUGGCGGGUGUCUCAUCACCUGACGAGACCAUUGAGCCGAACACAUUCAUCAAACUCCCGCAAUGUAAUCCUAGCUCGUGUGGGAUCAAGCCCCUAGAAUAUGUUUGGGGCACGUACAAGGAUCUAGCGGAGGAAUACGGAACCACGCCGGGGCAGAUCUUUGCUUUGAAUCCGACGUUUAAUCAUAGUUCUACGGGACCGGGGGUUGGGGGAUGGAUUACGUUGCCAGUCAAUUGCGGACUAGAGGAGGAGACGUAUACAGUUGUUUCUUAA